Molecule: messenger RNA, 467 nt
Organism: Paramecium pentaurelia
Lineage: Eukaryota; Ciliophora; Oligohymenophorea; Peniculida; Parameciidae
Source: the annotation of a GenBank genome assembly
AUGAUUUUCAAUUAACAUAAAAAUUUAGCAACCUAUACUGUUAAAUCCUUUUAAUAUGGAUUAAUGUUAGAAGGAUAUGAUUUGAGGUGUAGAUAGCUAAUAUUUGCUCUGAUAUGCUACUUAAUAAUUUUUUAACUUGGAAUCCGAAAAAAAAAUCAAAUAAGAUAAUUGCUAAGAUCAGCAACUAAAAUGGAAAUUUUACAUGAAAUUAAAACAAACCUUAGUUACUUAAAGCUUGGCUUUGCUGAUGGAAAUUACACUGAUAAAACAUUGGCAGUCAAUAUUCUUAAAGCCAUAGAUCCAAAUCAUUAUUUAGUCAAGAGCCCAAAGUGUAGGAUUAAUCAAAUCUUACAUGAUGAUAUCAUGUAAACGUUAUUUUAAUUAAUAGGUUGAUUCGUUUAUUGAUUAAGUUAGUUGAAAGAAAGAAAGAGAUUGAGAUUUUUUCAAAAAAUGAAGGAACAAGUUGA